Messenger RNA from Vanessa atalanta (red admiral), 744 nucleotides. Its product is annotated as protein unc-13 homolog C-like. Lineage: Eukaryota; Metazoa; Arthropoda; Insecta; Lepidoptera; Nymphalidae. Bases 1 to 744 code for a protein of 247 amino acids. The transcript has a single exon. The record is from RefSeq and is a predicted model, not a curated record.
AUGGAAUCAAUUAAAAGCUCUAUAGCGGAUCUCACGGAGCACUUUAACUUAAGAAUGGCAGAGUUCCAGAGAGACUUGAGAAAUGCUGUUCCUGCCUCAAGCCCCGUGUCCAAUAUCAACAGCCAAUUCAAUUCGUUUCGCAGUUUUGUAAUAGCGGCUCUUGAAAGUUUGCAACUGCAGGUGGAGCUGCUGUCCCAUCACUGUGAUGUGAUGGAGAUGCGGUCACGUAGGAAAAUACUCUUGGUCCAUGGUGUUCCGGAGGACAAACAUGAGAAUAUAUCGGCUCAUAUCUCAAAAGUUUUGGGCGAUCACCUUAAAUUCCCUGGAUUAACAGCUGACUCCAUAUCCCGUUCCCAUCGCCUUGGUCAGCCUGGCAAUGGUAAGCCACGUGCGAUUUUUGUGAAGUUCAAGGAUACUUCGGUUAAAGACAAGGUCUGGGGCGCCAAAAAGAACCUUAAAGGCACCGGUAUCACCAUAUCUGAAUUUCUGACCAAACGUCGCCAUGAAGUGUUUUUAGCAGCCCGGCAGCGAUUUGGGAUAUCUAGAUGCUGGACUGAUAAUGGUGUAGUGAUGGUGAUGGGGUCCGACCAGUCGAAGCACCGUGUUCACACAAAACAGGAACUGGAUGCCAUCCCCAGUGACAGUGUAGUGGUCCCGGGCCCUUCUGCUGCGACUGUUGUCUCAAAUGCAGUUAAGGAUACCAAAACAACAUAUUUGCGAUCUAAAAGGAACGUUAAGAAGUAA